Candidula unifasciata is the source of this 1269-nucleotide messenger RNA. The record is from the annotation of a GenBank genome assembly. NCBI's taxonomy places the organism in Eukaryota, Metazoa, Mollusca, Gastropoda, Stylommatophora, Geomitridae.
ACGACGGGAGAGGCCACGGACUCGUCAGACAUCCAGUCACAGCUGAGGGCAUGUCGGGAGAAGCUGAAGAAGGUCGAGGUGGAGCUGGAGGAGUGUCGCCGCAAACUGGAGUGGGCCAUCAAUGAGAUGGAGAACAUGGCGGCAGAGAUCAAACGAUUGAACUGUGAGUUAGAGGAGGCCAGACGACAGAUUUGUGAAAAACAUUCCCUGAUCGGUGACCUGGAGCGGACGAUCGAGCACGCAGAACACGACAUGGAAAACCGGAUGCGACGCGUGGAUGAACAACUACAGAAAUACGAGCGAGAAAUCAAAGAAAAGACACAUAUGAUUGCCGAGUGCGAGGAGAAAUGUUGCCGCUACCAACACUCGUUGAGUGACAAGGAAUCAGAGCUGGAGCAAGCGGAGCAGCGCCUGGGUCGAGCCAACUGCGAGAUCACCAGUUUGUGUACCAAGGCUAAAGAGCUGGAGGAGUUGCGAGACAGUCUACAAAAGAAGAACAACGAGAUGAGAGCCCAAUUUGUCGAGUUGUGUCAGGAGUACAAGAGUGCUAGGGAACAACUGCAGUGCCUGUCCGCGGAGUGCAGCGACGCCAAGCGGGACCUGUCUUGUUGCCAGAGGGAGCUGGAGAAGAACCGACGGGAGACUGACGACCUGAGAUUGGCUUUGCAAGACAAGGAGGGAGCCAUCUACCGACUGACGGAGGAGAAGAACUGUCUCUCCAGCAAGGUCACCAGCUUGCAGUGCCGCCUGGAGACGGAGACCACGCAGCUGACGCAACAGAUCUCUGACGUCAGGUUCAGGCUGGAGAAGGAGGUAGAACAGAUGAGAGCCAGCCAGAUGGAGGCAGAAGAGACCAACGCUGCUCUGGCCCAGAAAGUCUCGGCCGGGCAGAGACAGCUGACCCAGCUAGAGAAGUGCUACUUCCAGAAAGUGGACGCUCUCUGUCGGGAGAACCAAAACCUCCAGGCCAAGAUCGCGGACAAGGAUGAUCAGCUACAGGCCACCAAAGAUUGCAUCACCCUCAGGGAUUCAGAAAUCAUGCGCUUGAAACUCAGGUUGUGCAGUGGAGACCGAUGUACCAGGGACCUAGGCCCAGGACCGGAGUGCUGUCUGCCCAUGGGAGGAACCAACAGCUUGUCCUGCAUGCCUGGAGCUGCCAAGAACAGAAGGAGAUCCACGUCCUGUGGUGGUGCUCGCUCCUGCUGUCGAGACUGGAACCUCACAAAAGAACGCCUGAUGCGGGACACUAAGGAAUGUUCUGAAAGCUAG